AUGGAAUUCGACCAUAUCGCAGAAAAGAAACAAGAACGAAAAGCCACGACCUGGCUCCGUCUCUGGUCCAGUCCACAGCCAGAGCUUCUAUCAAUGCAACUUGCCCACAAACACCGACCAGCCAGCGGCAAACCCAUCUCCGCAUGCCUUUGGAAAAGCGGAGCAUUUAACAUCUGCUAUAGAACCACAUCAAUCCCCGUUCCGGAAGUAUGCGCCUCGGGGAUCUGCUGGGCAGGUCCCUACAUAAUCAUGUCAUUAAUCGAGGGUGUACCACUAUCGAAGCUCCUCAAGGACCAUUCUUCUGCAGGAAGGCCACUCCUAAACCCCCGAAUUAGUAAUCACAGCUUGAAGCACGCAUACCGCGAAAUGGUCAUCCUAGUCCUCGAGCUCUCCAGAGUAGAAUUCGACUCCAUCGGUGCACUCGAAGAAACAGAGCAUGAUUGCUUCAGCAUCACUAAACGACCUCUCAUCUUCAACAUGAACGACCUAAUGACCUCUGCAAACCUACCACUAGAAGCAUUCCCACCUCCCUCUCACACCUUCACCUCAUCCACAGAUUACCUCCACUCCCUAGCCACACAGCAUCUCCUCCACCUUCGUCUACAACAACAAAAACCCUCCAUCACCAGCGAAGGAGACUUCCAACGAAAACUCAUCGCUCGCUACCUAUUCCAAAACCUAACGAAGAACCUCCACCUUACUAAACCCCCAAGGCCCCUUCCGUCUCUACUGCGACGACUUCCGUCCCUCAAACAGGGGGAUUUGCAUCAAUUCCUGGAUCGGUAUAUUCCCCGAUUCCAUGUGUUUUUGGAAGUAUUGCUCCUUGGACAAUGGGCUAUAUUGUUUGUGUCUUGCCGCGAGGUAUGGUUCUAUAUGUUUGAUGGGAUCUAUUGGGAGUUUGUUGAUCGGUGGUUUUAUGGGGACUUGUGGUCUUUGCAGGAUCGUGUACGGCUGUUAAGUGAGCAGCGGCGGGAGAUGGAUGAGCUGGUGAGAGGUAAGUUGAGUCGGUGUGAUAGGGGUGAAGAUGAGUUUGAAGAUCAUUAUCCGAUUGAUUGUGUUACUUGA
This is a messenger RNA of Aspergillus eucalypticola CBS 122712, 1065 nucleotides long. RefSeq lists its product as uncharacterized. Bases 1 to 1065 code for a protein of 354 amino acids. NCBI's taxonomy places the organism in Eukaryota, Fungi, Ascomycota, Eurotiomycetes, Eurotiales, Aspergillaceae. The transcript is spliced from 4 exons. The record is from RefSeq and is a predicted model, not a curated record.